Molecule: messenger RNA, 3138 nt
Organism: Cylindrotheca closterium
Lineage: Eukaryota; Bacillariophyta; Bacillariophyceae; Bacillariales; Bacillariaceae
Source: the annotation of a GenBank genome assembly
AUGGGCUUGAGGUUCGCAGACGAACCCACGACGAUUGAGUUCGAGAAGAUGACCUGGGAGGAAAUGGACGAAGUCUUUUAUACGGAUGACGAAAUUGGGGACUUUCGAUAUUCCGCCUUCAUGAUUAACUGUGGCCUGGAAGAAGAAGAUUGGGCUGUGCCGGAUGUGGAACCAACACCAUGGAAUAAGGAAGUGGAUGAGAUCAGGAUUAAGAAUUUUGCAACCAAUUUAAGCGAACUCAAGGAGCACCAACUCAAGGCCAAGAAAGAGCAUCAGAUGGCGGAAAUGAUGCCACGCAAGGUUGUGUCUCCUACGAACACUGCAUCCUCAAGUACUUUCAGCGGUGAUGACUCUGAGGAAGCUGAAGAUGAACCUGAACCUGAGGAAAUGGAACCUGAAAAAGAAGAUGAACCAUCUUCUUCCGAAAAGCCUGAAACAGAGGGUGAUAAAAUUGAGAACGAUGAUUCGAAGGCUGAAGCUGCAAUGGAUAAACUUCCACCAGCACCACCUCCAGCAGAACUUACCUCACCAGGGACACCACGAAAGCGACCGAGUGCCUUGAUGAGUCCACGUCGCUCACGCAAUUCCAAGGCAAACCUAUACUCUCCAGAAGCCACAACGAAACCAAAAGUAUCGGCCAUGGUCAAUGCCAUCAACCUGGAACCAGAAGAAAAAGCAGAGGAGCCACCAUCGGCACCAAGCACACCAGGCACGCCACGCAAACGACCAAGUGCCUUGAUGAGUCCUCGGCGAUCGCGCAAUUCCAAGGCAAACCUAUAUUCACCAGAACCAGCAACGACGACCAAAGCAGCAGUAUCGGUGACGAAUGUCGAUGCUAUAAGCCUGCAACCUUGUUCGCGAGAAGAAGAAAAGGAAGACGAACCACCAUCGGCACCCAGCACGCCAGGAACCCCACGAAAACGUCCAAGUGCCUUGAUGAGUCCCCGUCGAUCACGCAAUUCCAAGGCUAAUCUGUACUCUCCAGAACCAGCAACGACGACCAAACCAACAGUAUCGACCAAGCCAGCACUAUCGACCAUCAACCUAGAACCUUCGCCAGAAGAGGAACCAUCGGAAGCCACUGAAAUUGAAGAACCAGUAACUGAGCAGGACAAGAUGAAAGAAGACGAAGAAGAAAUGGAACCACAAACGGCUGAUGAUGAUUCCAAGCAAGACCACGUACUCAAGAAGAAAAAGAAGAAGAAGAAUUCAGAUGCUGGUCUGGACACAUCUUCCCAUUCUGUUGUAUCGACAGCUUCAACGAUUGAGUCUCUGGACAUGACACCACCAUCGUCUUCCAAUGAUGCCGACAAAAAGUCGCCACUGGAGGAUGUGAUUAACACAAUUGCAAGUCCGGAAACAUCGCAAAAGAAAAACUUGAACAACAAAAACAACAACAACGAAUCAUCGACAAGCUCCAUUUUCUCUGGCAACAGGACACCCGAAACGAAACGCUCCAAGUUCGCCGUCAGCAACCUCGGUUCCAGUGUCCACGUCGAGUCGACCUCGCAACGAACGAGACCUACCCUCAAGAAAACCACCUCGGCAGAUCUGGAACACAUGAAGACGACUGCUGGUGCUGCCAAUACGAAUUACGAAAAAUCGGAACGAUCGGAACGAAAGCUCAUGCGGACCCAUUCCGGAUCCGUGUCAAGAGGGAAGCGUCGCAAGACCAAGAAAAAAAAGACAUCGUCCUCCAGCAACGAUGACGACGACGACGAAGAUGAGACGUCGUCCCCUCGAAAACCAGCGAGACGACUGAAAAAAGGAGACAAGGCACACAGCAUUAGCAGUUUCCCAACAGCAGCAAUGGAAUCUCCCGCAGGAAAACCCAAGAAGAAAAAGACCAGAAACUCUGUUAGUAGCACUAAACCAUCGACGAAUGUGCGAGAACUGCCAGCCUCUCCCAAGCACCCAGCCUCUCCCAGGCAAGUACGUGCAUCAAGCCUCAAGAAUAUGAUUUCGCCUGAUACCUCUUCCACUGCUGGUCGUUCCAAAUCACCGGAUCGUUCCAAAUCACCUCGCCGCGCCAAAUCACCCGGUCGUUCCAAGUCGCCUGGCCGCGCCAAAUCACCUGGUCGUCGUUCCAAGUCACCAAAGAUUAAGAGGUCAUCUUUGCUGAACAGCGACAAUGGUGCCUCCGAUGAGACUGAUUCGCCUAAACCAAAGAAAAUGUCAUCGUUCAAACGACCAUCGUCCCUAAGAAGCAAUGCCUCGGAGGCUAGUCCGAAAAAGUCCAAAAAGAGAUCGUCGUUCAAGCGACCAUCGUCCCUCAAGCUUUCCGAGAAAAGCCGCGACGAUGCACCUGAGACUCCACAGCGCAAACCUCGAAAGGGCAUGAAGAGGGAGGAAAGUCUGAAGCUAAAAUCGGACCCAGAUGGCACAGGCCACAGUACGAUUGGAACAACAGCAAAGGGCGACAAUGACGAUGGCAAGCCUUCAUCAAAGAGCAAGAGCAAGAGCAAGAAUAAUAUGGAUGGUAGUACAAGUGAAAUGACAGCCGAAGUUGAUGACGAGAAUGACGAGAAGCCGAAAAGUUCGAGCAGCUUGGGCAGCUUCAAGAGAAGUUCGCUCAUUGGGGCAACGAAGAAAACUACAAAGCGGUUUUCAAAAUCAAUAUCUUCCCGGUCCCAAAGUAUGCUUUCCACAAUCACCAACAAAUUCAAACCCGGUUCCAAUUCCAAAAGCGAUGGCCAGAAGAAACAACCAGAGGUACAGCACAUAUCCUCAGAUCCAUCCGCAUUUGCCUUCAACGCCCUCCCGGCAGAAUUGAAGCAGAAAGUGGCUUUCUUUCUUCCCAUUGGUGACGUGAUGAACCUAAUUGCGACGUCCAAAUCGAUGCGCUCUGAAAUGAACGUUGACGUCAUUUCCUCCCCGUUGACCGAUUCCGAUUCUCAAAAUAAAGUCUAUCGUACUGGCAUGGGAACGAAGUGUAUCGUGGCAGUGCUUCCGAACUCAGAAGCAAGCCUUCAUACAAUGAGGUUUACCUGUGAUGUUCGCGUUGGUCUAAGACCGUUUGGCAGGGUCUGGGUUGUUGAGCAAAACCUUCCAGUCAAGCAAGAUCCCGAGAACCUUGAGAGUCUGGGAUGUAUCAAUUUUAUGCUAGGUCUCGAAUUCACCUACACUUGGAGAACAUGA